Messenger RNA from Stomoxys calcitrans (stable fly), 681 nucleotides. RefSeq names its product protein bcn92 (gene bcn92). Gene Ontology annotation, biological process: iron-sulfur cluster assembly. NCBI's taxonomy places the organism in Eukaryota, Metazoa, Arthropoda, Insecta, Diptera, Muscidae. Gene Ontology annotation, cellular component: L-cysteine desulfurase complex; mitochondrion. The transcript is spliced from 3 exons. The record is from RefSeq and is a predicted model, not a curated record. Bases 188 to 466 code for a protein of 92 amino acids.
ACAGCUGAUUGUCAUUUAGUUUUUUUCUUUGAUUGGGUAAUUUAUUUAUUUUGAGUAUUUAAUCGGCAUUCUGCAUGCAGUAUUUGCCGCCUAGUAGUAUACGGAUAACUGAAAAAUUUCACGGUGGUUUAAUUAAAAACAUAGCAAACUUCAUCACUUCUCGAAAUUAAUUACUCCCAACAUCAUAAUGUCUACACGUCGUCUGGCCAAAACUUUAUACCGCAAAUUAUUGCGUGAAGCUGAAAAAUUACCAUCAUAUAACUUCAGAAUGUAUGCUGGAAGGAAGAUUCGUGAAACAUUCCGUGAAAACAAAACGAUAAAUGAUUUUGACAAAAUUGAUGCACAAAUUGAGGUGGCAAGGCAGAGUCUUGAAAUGUUACGACGACAGGCUAUCAUUGGACAUCUAUACUCUGCAGAAAAACUAGUUAUAGAAAGGAAGAAAACCCUAAGCCAUGCAGAAGAUUAAAAAAAACGAAUUCCAGCGUUAAGAAUGAGAACACGAAAGACGGUUAUGCAGGCAUUCUACGAGGAGUACUGGUUACGAAUAAUUAGUUUCUAGGGCUGUUUUCAGUUUUUCUUUGCAUUUUAUGAGUUUCGUUUUUAAGAAAUGGAAAGAAGAUGAACACAAAUUGUUUUUAAAAUAAGUUACCAAGUGAAUAAAACAAGAAUAAAAUUCUUUAA